Talaromyces amestolkiae is the source of this 3255-nucleotide messenger RNA. RefSeq lists its product as uncharacterized. Bases 1 to 3255 code for a protein of 1084 amino acids. The transcript is spliced from 7 exons. Gene Ontology annotation, cellular component: cytosol. The record is from RefSeq and is a predicted model, not a curated record. Gene Ontology annotation, molecular function: ADP binding; ATP binding; phosphoglycerate kinase activity. Lineage: Eukaryota; Fungi; Ascomycota; Eurotiomycetes; Eurotiales; Trichocomaceae. Gene Ontology annotation, biological process: glycolytic process; gluconeogenesis.
AUGUCUCUCUCCAACAAGCUUGCUAUCACCGACGUCGACGUCAAGGACAAGCGUGUCCUCAUUCGCGUCGAUUUCAACGUCCCCCUCGACGCCGAGAAGAACGUCACCAACAACCAGCGAAUUGUCGGUGCCUUGCCCACCAUCAAAUAUGCUAUUGACAACGGCGCCAAGGCCGUCAUCUUGAUGUCUCACCUUGGUCGUCCCGACGGCAAAGUUAACGCCAAAUACAGCUUGCAGCCCGUUGUCCCCGAGCUCGAGAAGCUCCUCGGUCGCAGCGUCAUCUUCACAAAGGACUGUGUUGGCCCUGAGACAGAGGAAAUUGUCAACAAGGCCUCCGGUGGUCAGGUCAUUUUGUUGGAGAACUUGCGAUUCCACGCUGAGGAGGAAGGUAGCUCCAAGGAUGAGCAGGGUAACAAGGUCAAGGCCGACAAGGCCAAGGUUGAGGAAUUCAGGAAGGCAUUAACUGCUCUUGGGGAUGUUUAUAUCAAUGACGCUUUCGGAACCGCCCACCGUGCUCACAGCUCCAUGGUCGGAAUUGACCUCCCCCAAAAGGCUGCCGGUUUCCUCGUGAAGAAGGAACUUGAUUACUUUGCUCAGGCCUUGGAGAGCCCCAAGCGCCCCUUCCUCGCUAUUCUCGGAGGUUCCAAGGUUUCUGAUAAGAUUCAGCUCAUCGAUAACCUUCUCCCCAAAGUCAAUAGCCUAAUCAUCACCGGUGGUAUGGCUUUCACCUUUAAGAAGACCCUUGAGAACGUUAAGAUCGGUAACUCCCUCUUCGAUGAGGCCGGCAGCAAGACCGUUGGCGAUAUUAUUGAAAAAGCCAAGAAGCACAACGUCGAAGUUAUCCUGCCCGUCGACUACGUUACCGCUAGCAAAUUCGGCGCCGAUGCCGAGGUCGGCAGUGCCACCGACGCCGAAGGUAUUCCCGACGGCUGGCUUGGUCUUGAUGUCGGUCCCAAGAGUGUCGAAUCCUACAAGAAGGCUAUCGGUGAAGCUAAGACGAUCCUCUGGAACGGUCCUUGCGGUGUCUUUGAGUUGGAGCCCUUCGCCAGCGGAACAAAGGCUACCCUCGACGCUGCCGUUGCGGCUGCUCAGUCGGGGACUAUCGUCAUUAUUGGCGGUGGUGACACUGCUACCGUUGCAGCCAAGUACAAGGUUGAGGACAAGUUGAGCCAUGUCUCGACUGGUGGUGGUGCUUCUUUGGAACUGUUGGAGGGUAAGGAUUUGCCUGGUGUUUCGGCUUUGUCAACGGCCACACUCAUUCUGGAUGACGAUGUCGAUGGCGCCGAGAAUGGUCUCAGUAACGGUGACUCAUCUUUCCACAAGACAGGAAAAGGCGUUGUUGGCUUCCUCCGCGCUCUACUCGGGUUUGAACAGGAGAUAAUGCGCGAAGCUGCCGAGCGGCUCUCGGAUGCUGAAACCAGUGCAUACAACGACCAACAGCGAGUAGCCCACACCUCGAGCGCGCCCGAUGCUUUCCAUUCUAAAAUCUACGAUGUAGGCACGGAGUAUGCCCUCUGCCAAGCAAUGGCGCAGAUCAUGACUGCCGUCGUCGGAGUACUCAACGAGAGCCUUACAGAGAGUUUGAAGGGGUUUUACAAAAUGCGAAAGGCAUACGCUACUUUGGACGGAAUUGUGCGCAUGGAGGAACGCUAUCUGCAAACUCGCAAAGCUCGAACCGCUCCGGCAGCUUUGUUGGUUGAGAAAUCACCCGUAAGACCAAAACCGAGGCCAGCUGGCGCGCAUAUCAGCAAAUCCGAUCAGGAUCUGCAUAAAAGCAUCGCAGAACUCAAAUUGACAGACGACGAACCUCACAGUGAACCCGCUUCCACUCAUUCAAGCGAGCCGGGUACACCGUUAGGCGAAAGUCUUACACAUGAUCCAGAAUUGGCUGAUCUUUUCAGUCAUCCCAUCGAUACAUUCAUUCAUACCGGUGCCAGCUUGUGUCUGGGUAUGUUACUUGCAAUGCUUUCCACGCUUCCACCCACAUUCAGUCGCUUGCUCGCAAUUGUCGGGUUUCGAGGCGAUAAAGAGCGAGGUUUGCGUAUGCUUUGGCAAGCGAGCAAGUCUAGCACUCUGAUUGGAGCUGUUGCUGGACUUGGAAUCCUAGGUUACUACAACGGAUUUGUGCGGUUACUGGAUAUCAUUCCUGAUGCCACUGAGGGUGACGACUUGGGAAUCGAAGGCUAUCCCACAGAUCGUUUGAAGACGCUACUCAUUACGAUGAGGACGCGAUACCCCAACAGCCAGCUGUGGCUUCUUGAAGAAGCUCGAAUGAAGAGCGGUCACCGCGAUGUCGAAGGCGCUGUGGAUAUGCUGAAGAACAGCAAAAAGAGUCCACUAAAGCAGGUCGAGGCUUUGCAGGCGUUUGAGAAGAGUAUGGACUCGAUGUUCUUGCACAACUACGAGGACUGUGCCAAGUUUUUCUUAGAGUGCGUUGAUCUCAACUCUUGGUCGCCUGCUCUGUAUUACUACAUUGCCGGAUCUGCCUAUGUGAUUCUAUACCGCCGGACAUCCGACACCGACCCAGCUGCGGCCAAAAUAUACGCUGAAAAGGCUACAGAAUGCAUUCGCAAAGCACCAACAGUAGCAGGCAAAAAGCGCCUAAUGGCCCGCCAGCUCCCAUUCGAAGUCUUCGUUACACGCAAAAUCGCGAAGUGGGAAGCCCGCGCCAAGGGACUGAAAGUAGAUCUCGUUGACGCUGUGGGAGUCGAUCCGAUCGAAGAAAUGAACUUCCUCUGGAAUGGGUACAGCCGCAUGGGAGCGGAGGGACUGCAAGAGUCCCUUCGUCGACUCGAUCAAUCAGAAGAGGACGUUUUACAUCCGGAGGAAGACGAGAAGGCUAUUUCCCAACUCCUCCGAGCCGCCAUCUUGCGCGCACAACGCAAGCACGCAGAGGCAAAGGAGAUUUUGAAACAAAAUAUCCUGGUCCUUGACAAGAACAUUUUCAAGGGCCAUCUACGCGAUAACUGGGUUCUCCCCGCAGCCCAUUUUGAGCUUGCGGCUAAUCUAUGGAUGGAGCGGCCCAGCUACGUACCCACGCAUGCCUCGCCCUGGGAUCCGGAGCCCGCAGAAAAAGAAGCGUCGGAGGACGAGAUCGUUUCGGCUGAAAGGAAACAAGUCCAGGAGUGCGAUGAGCAUCUCGAAAAGGCGGCGAAAUGGGAGUCAUAUGAUCUCGAUACGAGGAUUGGUCUCAAGGUGACGGCUGCUAGGGAGGCAAUGCGCAAGUGGCACACUUCGCAUCCUGAGGUUGCAUAG